Saxophila tyrrhenica is the source of this 705-nucleotide messenger RNA. RefSeq lists its product as uncharacterized. NCBI's taxonomy places the organism in Eukaryota, Fungi, Ascomycota, Dothideomycetes, Mycosphaerellales, Extremaceae. The record is from RefSeq and is a predicted model, not a curated record. The coding region runs from base 1 to 705 and encodes 234 amino acids. The transcript has a single exon.
AUGGCGAAGGAAAUGGCAAGACAAUUCCUCGAGGCUCCCUCCACCACGAUCCAAGUGAUGCGGGCACAAGAUGUGAUGGAACUGCUACUCUGCGCCAAAUGCCAGGGGAAAAAGACCGAGAAGCAAAAGUUGAAGGAAGUAUGGGAGGCAGAGUUGAACGCCAAGUUUCACCCUGUUGGCUACCAUUCACCAUACGUCAAUACUAAAGACGCCAACUCCGCAAAUAUAUCGCAGAGUCUUCCUGCCUACGCGACACCAAUGCUCGCCAUCGCUUGUAAGCCUGCACAGGCUGCCGGACUAUCCCCGGACGAGCUUGCAACAGGCACGGUUUAUAUGACCGUCAUCAGCUUUGCUGAUGGCACAACGCCGGUAGUGGUGGGGUGGACAAAAGAGCCAGAGCUGACCAAUCAGCAAUUCACCCACUGGCACAAUCAGACCGUCGGCAACCACGCGAAGCACACCAUCGAUCAUGUUGCACAAUGGCAAGUGACGUAUCUCGAUCGCUCCAUCAUCAGAGAGCUCGAAGCCUCUCGUCGACAUAUGGGCAACCAGGGAUUCCGAGACUGCGUAUACUUUGACACAUCUUUCGAAACCGUGAUGGAAGUCAUAUGUCGCUGGUGGAAUUUUUUGGAGGACUAUCGGCUGCAAGCGGAGGCCGCGAAAGAAGCGCAAGCCUGUCUCUCCCAGCAAGCGAUGAGCAAGUGA